Molecule: messenger RNA, 3662 nt
Organism: Phlebotomus papatasi
Lineage: Eukaryota; Metazoa; Arthropoda; Insecta; Diptera; Psychodidae
Product: organic cation transporter protein-like
Exons: 3
Coding region: 109-1737 (542 amino acids)
Biological process (GO): transmembrane transport
Cellular component (GO): membrane
Molecular function (GO): transmembrane transporter activity
Source: RefSeq, a predicted model, not a curated record
UCUGUGAGAGAUAAUAGUUGUUCAGAAAAACCAUAUCACAUCAGACAGGUAUACAAUCUAUAUGAGAAAGAUUGAAUUAACUUCUUAAAGUGAGCAAAUAGUGUUAAAAUGUCCGUUAAAGAGGAGAAGACGUUUGAUCUUGAUCUAUUGAUCCAGCAGAUAGGACCAUUUGGAAAGUUUCAGCUUAUAAACUACCUUCUAAUAUGCAUUCCGAUUGCCUACACUGCCAUGUACACUCUCAUCUUCGUUUUCACAGCUGGAAAUCUCGAAUAUCGAUGCCGAAUUCCAGGAUGUGAUUCUGAUAAUUCCAGUCUUCACGCUCCCUUCCUCAACUUUACAAUCCCUAAAAACGGAGAUAAGUUUUCCAUGUGCCAGAAAUUCCAUAAUGUUCCCAAUGCUACGAUAGAGGAUCAGUGUCAAGUAGAUCUCUUUGAUAGGAAUAGACUUGAAGACUGUUCACAAUUUGUGUAUCAAGAUGACGAGACGACGAUCCUCAGUGAAUGGGAUCUGGGAUGCAAUGAAGAGUGGAAGCUGUCCCUGGUUGGAACCAUUAAAAAUAUCGGACAGUUGGUAUGCCUACCACUGGCUGGUUACUUUUCAGAUAGGUUUGGGAGGCGACCAGCUUUUGUUGCAAGUUGUAUGUUUGCUGCUUUAUUUGGUGUUAUACAGUCUUUUUCAACUAGUUACCUAAUGUUCAUUAUCUGUGAAUUUCUGGAACCGCUAUUCAGUUCCGGAGUUUUCAAUGCUGGUUUUAUCCUCGGUAUGGAACUUGUGGGUCCUGAAAGAAGAGUUCUAGGAGCCUUUUUCAUAAACUGUUCUUUUGCUCUCGGUGAAGCACUACUAGGCCUUUUGGCAAUGCUUACAAGACACUGGAGACUCCUUCUAAUUGUUAGCUAUGCUCCUACAUUUGUAUUCGCUACCUACCAUUGGAUAAUUCCCGAAAGUGCCAGAUGGCUCCUAAAUAUGAACCGAACCAGGGAUGCAGCUAAGAUCAUCGAUUCAGCUGCGAAAAUGAAUAAGAGUCCCCUGACUCCAGAAGCCAGAAAGAUGCUAGACAAUGUUUUAAACGCCGAACCUGUGGUUGAAGAAAAGAAUGAUAAAAACAGGAAAAAGGAGCCUAAAAAUGAAUACAACUUGUUAUCAGUAUUCAAAUCUAGAACCCUGCUUUUAAGGAUUCUCAACUGUUCGUUCUGUUGGGCAGCUACAUGUUUCGUCUACAACGGAUUGAGCAUGAGCUCAGUAUUCGUAGCUGGAAACAAAUAUAUUAAUUUUAUUCUCAACUGCUUUAUUGAGAUUCCAGGGGCAGGUCUCUGUUGUUUCCUUAUGGAGAGGAUUGGAAGACGGAAAGUACUGUGUCUUAGUUUAGUUCUGAGUGGAUCUUGCUGCAUAGCCUACAUUUUCUUAGCAGAUGCUCCUGAAGGGGCUCAGCUGGCAGUAUUCCUCAUUAGCAAAUCAGCAGUAACAAUGUCUUAUAUUACAAUGUACGUAUAUACAACUGAACUAUUUCCAACAGAACUAAGGCAAACGCUCCUGUCGGCUUGUGUGAUCUUCGGACGAAUAGGAUCCAUAGUGGCACCAUUCACAGUACUACUGGGAAAGUACUUUGAAUCUCUGGAAAUGAUCCUAUUUGCCGCUGUAGCCAUUCCUGGUGGUACCUUGAUACUCUUGGCUCCUGAAACACUCAAGACAACUCUUCCAGACACUGUCCAAGAGGCUGAAGACAUUGGAAAACCAUAGCAGGAUUUUAUCUUUUCCAGAAUUCUAUUCGUUUUGACUAGUGAUUCCAACAAUGGUUAACCGGGUUCGAAAAACCGGCUAACCGCCCUAUUUUGGAAACGGUUUUUAAACCGGUUUUUAGAGAUGAAACCGGUUAAAAACCGUCUCCUUCCAAAAAUUUUAAAAUUUCUCUUAAUUAGUUUAUUUCUUGAAAAUCCUGCAAAAUAUUUCCUUGACUUUACAAGGGCAUCUGAAGUGCAAUAGGAUUCCAAGUGUAGUCGGUAGUAUGCCAGUAUGUUAUAAUAUAUGAAGGAUAGUAUUUAAUAAUGGGUCUUCUGUACGUUUCUUCCACUCUUGAAAGAAUUAUUUGCUUAAAGAUUAUUGGAAAUUACAUCAAGAUUUCUUCACUUGAAAAUAUAUUAAAUAUUACAAGACUAAAAAUCAAUUAUAUACUGAGAAAAUAUUUGUAAACGAUUUAGUACAAUCUUGUAAAAUAUUGUUUUAUGUGGAAAAGUCACAAGAUAUUUACCGCUCCAUGUCUUCAUAGGGAUUUUUAUUGAAUCUUGCUAUAUUUUAAUUCAACUACAUCUUAUUAGAUCCAAUUUCACCAAGAUUGUUACACACGAUUCUUGUAAAAUUUUUGCCAAAAUCUGGUAUUUAUUAGUUUCUCAACCAAUGGAGUGAGAAACAACAAGGGUUUCCUUUUAUAGUAAUUUCUUUUUUUUUUCAAAAUGCCUAUGGAAUUUUUUCUAUCAAAUUAUUUGUGAAUUUUGUGUAAAUUAUAAUCAUAAUUUUCAUGAUAUUAUAAUACAAAAAAAUAAAAAUUAUGCAUCGAUGUGUUUUCUGUAGAGAAUGAUCUAAAAAAAAUUGACUUUAGAAACCAUUCCCGAUCGAAAAAUCUGGAUUUUUUUUUUUGGAAAAAAGAAUUAUUUUGACAAUAAUUUUACAAGGUAUUACAAAAAAAACUGCAGCGAAUAUAAGGUAGCGAUAAAUCUUGGUACUAUCCUUCCAAUAUUCUUUUUUUUAUAUUUUUGCGAAUAUUAUUUUUCUUUCACGAUUUAAAUUUUCUAAACUUAAGUUUAAUAAGAUUUAACUAGUUAUAGGGUAAGUGUGUCAAAUUUCGGCAUAGUUGCAUGCAAGCGCCAAAGUCUCAAGUUUGAAAUGUUAUCUUUAAUAGAAAUUGAUUUUUUUUUCAUUCCUUAUACUUUAGGAGUGUUGCUUAGAACCUUGUAGACAGUUUAUCGUCUUUAUUUACUCUAAAAUCAUUCUGAAUACAUUUUAAAAUGAAUAAAAAUGUAGACAUAGCUUUGGUGCCCUAUUUGGGCCACCUUCAUUCUCAUAGAUCCUUGCCUUUCGGGAAUUCUUCCAAUGUCUUUUUUCACGUCAUCUCGUUUGUCAAAGCUACAUUUUUUGUUAUUCUUUUGCAUUGUAAAAACUAAAAAAUCAUGGAAAUUUGAGGAACAAAAAAGGUGGCCGUAAUUUGGCACACUUACCUUAGGAUUUUAAAAAUAAAGAGGAAAACUCUUUCGGUUUGUUCGUUAAAAAGUUUUCUAUAUUUUUUUUCAUUUACCAAGAUAUAAUAAUAAAAUUUUUAAGUACUUCCUCAUUAAAGAUUGUCAAACAUGACAAUGUUUAUAACCAAUUUAUUAGAAAAAUAAAUUGUGUGAAAAACUAGUUAUUUUUAUGGAAAUCUACAUUUCAUUAGCUUCUCCACGGUACAAUAUUAUUGGUAAAACUCCAAGUAAUUUUCCUGCAAUCUGAAAUUUUCUGAAUUAUUUUAAAUACAAAAUCAAGCAAUAAAAUAAAUAAGUUCUAAACUAACUGAGAAAAAGAAUAUAUUAAUGUGUUAAAUAUUACAUCAAAGUUAAAGUUCUGAAAAAUUGCUCAAAAUUCCAUAAUCUAAUCCUAAAUUUGAAACCGGUUUAAAACCUGUUAACCGGUUUCAG